Danaus chrysippus (African queen) is the source of this 1221-nucleotide messenger RNA. Lineage: Eukaryota; Metazoa; Arthropoda; Insecta; Lepidoptera; Nymphalidae. The record is from the annotation of a GenBank genome assembly.
AUGUCUGAAGUCGAAGAACCGUCGGCUAAAAUUGCGAAGAUAGAGGUAUCAGCAAAGGACCAAGAUGAAGAGCUAGAUGAAGGUCAAGAAGAAUGGUUGAGCGAAGGAAUACUUACUGAUGAUGAUUAUAAUCCAAGUGCGGAUGUAGAACAGAAUGCGUCUAAUUUUAACUCUAGUCAAGAGAACACUAUGACGAGUAUGGAAGUUGAGGGUAUCGGCCAGACAGAGACGAUAGAACAGGCUCUUAAUAACUUUGAGAAUUCACAUCAGACUGAACUGCCAGGUGAUCUCAGUACAUUCCUCAUAAGGAAGACGGAUAACAAAACUACUUCAAGAGCUGACGGUCAUGACAAUGAAAAUGAAGAGUCGAAACAUGAGUUUGACGAUGGAAAUGACACAGAUGAACUGCUUAGAAUGCUCGGUGAAGACAAUCAGGGCAAGAAGAAGUUGAAUAAAACUCACUCCAGGACAGAUGAUAGGAACCAAGGGUCGAGCGAUGAAGAUGAAUAUAUAUUUGAUGGUGCAAAAAUAUCCCGUUUGAAGGUAGCCAGGAAUGCCAUAAUGAAGAAGUUACCGACCAAAGCUGUUCCCGAGGAAAGUGAUAGAGAUAGUGACCUGUCAUCAGAUGAGCGUUUGAUUGUGAAGAGGAUGUUCGGAGUGACCAAGAAGAGUAAUAAUGUGGCUUCGAAGAGUACGGCCAAGUCCAGUAUUAGUGCUAUGAGGGACGGCAAGAAUGUUAAAGAUACAGCAACCAAGCCGAGGAUGCAAAGGGAAGAAACAAAGCCAGUUGAGAAACAUGUUCCGGAGAUCAUCGAUGAAGAAGAAUACUUGGAUGAAGAGCAGUUUGACUUGGAUGAAGGUCUAGAAUCGGAAGGCCAGCGUAUCAUGAGACCCGAGAGAAUGGAUGAAGAGGUCCCCACAGACGGAGAUUCAGAACCUGAUGAUGAAAGUCUAUAUGAUGAGCUACCUUCAUCCGACUCCGAAGAUAUUAUGGAUUGGUUUACCCUGGACUUAAGAUCUGAACGCGCGGGCGACUAUAUACCACUGCUAGGUCCGUCAGCGAGAAGAUUAUUAUCUACGGAGCGGGCUCGUGCGGCCGCUAGGCUGAGUGCUCUCAAGCAAAGCGCUGCCGCUUUGAACGAAAGCAGCGCUGGCCAGGCGGCGGCUUUGAGGCGAGCGGCUAGACAAUUACAGGAGCUGGACGCCGCGCUUAGAGCGUAA